Messenger RNA from Fomitopsis serialis, 1013 nucleotides. RefSeq lists its product as uncharacterized. Bases 61 to 870 code for a protein of 269 amino acids. The record is from RefSeq and is a predicted model, not a curated record. The transcript has a single exon. NCBI's taxonomy places the organism in Eukaryota, Fungi, Basidiomycota, Agaricomycetes, Polyporales, Fomitopsidaceae.
CAUCGCGCCGCUGCAGCUUCGAGCAGGCCACACCCUCCCCUUCUCCCCUUCUCCCCCUCCAUGCUGCCUGGAACGCCCUCGAGGACUCCGAACCGUCGCGAUCUGCGCCGCAGGGGCAGGAGGAGCCCCGUCGCCCGCUCCUCCUCCAUUCUCGGCUCCCUCAAAAGUUUUAUCACAACCCCACUGUCGUGGUUCACGUCCCAAGAGGACCUACAAGAGGACUUUGAAGACACACCCGGAAAGCGGCGGAGAAACCCCGAGGCCGCCGAGCGCGACGACCGGGAGCACGAGGAAGGGGAAGGACGGGCGAAGCGGCAGCGUGUGCACAGUCCAGAGCCAGAGCCAGAGCCCCCUCAGCAGCGGCGCCGGCUGCUGAGCGAACAGCCCGUCGCAGGCUACCUCGAUGUUCCGGAGGGUCUGAUACCCCAGCAUGAUGCUCUGCCUCGUCUCUCGAUGGGCCAUGCGCGGUCCUCGUCGCUGGCCACAGCGCCCCCGCGCUCAUCCGCGGUCCGCCUCGACCGCCACUCCCUCUCCCCACUCGCCGGCCCGUCGUACGUGCAGCCGCUCAGCAUCGCGCGCACGAUGUCCAUGGAUCCGCCGACGGGAUACCGCCCCCGGGCUUUGUCGCGGGACGUCUCGAUGGGCGUGGCCUCCGCACGCGAGGCGACAAUGACGCCGUCCCGUACACCGUUCCAAGUGCGCCCGCGCACGUCCAUGACACCCCAGCCGUGCGGCCAAGGGUUCGGUCCCGCCGUCCCGCGCCUCCACCGCGACACGUCCGAACCGCCACCGCUCGAGACCUCGUGUCGACCCCCCAAUUCGUCAAGGCCCCGCUGCAGACGCAGCCACAGAGACAGAUGCCCGCGAUAGAACCGAAGUUAACACUUGGAUCGCUGGCGGAAUCGCAGCCGAGGACACGGCGCAUGUCGCCCUUCGGCGAUGUUCCCCAGAGUCGCCCGUCGCUAGGGCAGAGCAGCGCGGUGCUCAUGGCCCGCUCGGGCUCCCUUGACGGU